This is a messenger RNA of Owenia fusiformis, 750 nucleotides long. The record is from the annotation of a GenBank genome assembly. NCBI's taxonomy places the organism in Eukaryota, Metazoa, Annelida, Polychaeta, Sabellida, Oweniidae.
CACAACCGACCCCUCCAUCAAGUGGCAAUACUGUAAUGUUGGCUUCUGUGAAUGUAAGACUUCCAACCUGGGGGGUGAGUACAGAGGACAGAAGAGCACAACUGUAAGUGGCAAGACUUGUCAACGCUGGGAUUCACAAUCCCCACACACACAUGAUAGGUAUCUCCCAGCUAUGUUCCCUGACAAUAGUGUGGCAGAUGCAAGUAACUUCUGUCGUAACCCAGAUCAGAGCCCCGAGGGUCCCUGGUGCUUCACUACUGACCCCAAUAAAAUGUGGGAGUGGUGUUCAGUCCCCGCAUGUGAGAUGUAUGAAAACUUGCCAACCCCAACUCCACCUAUUACAGUACCAAGAGAGUGUAAGACAUCUGAGAUGGGACAUGAAUACAGAGGCAAGAAGUCUUGGACUUUAAGUGGAAAACAAUGCCAGAGAUGGGAUUCACAGACACCCCAAAAGCAUAGAAGAUAUGAUGACAAUAUGUUCCCCGAUGGCUCCGUUGCUGAUGCAGGCAACUUCUGUAGGAAUCCAGAUUUUGACCUUACAGGACCCUGGUGUUAUACCACAGACCCUGAUACACGUUGGGAAUACUGUGAUGUCAACUGGUGCGAGUGUAAACAUAGUAAGCUUGGAUCUAACUAUGUUGGGACUCUACACACAACUAGAAGAGGGGUGCUAUGUCAGCGUUGGGACUCGCAAUCCCCUCAUCAACAUGACAGAAUUGAUGCAUCGAAGUUCCCUGAUGCAACUCUAGG